Messenger RNA from Maylandia zebra (zebra mbuna), 816 nucleotides. It is a transcript of the gene psmd9, whose product is annotated as proteasome 26S subunit, non-ATPase 9. The record is from RefSeq and is a predicted model, not a curated record. Gene Ontology annotation, cellular component: cytoplasm; nucleus. Gene Ontology annotation, biological process: proteasome regulatory particle assembly. Gene Ontology annotation, molecular function: protein binding. Lineage: Eukaryota; Metazoa; Chordata; Actinopteri; Cichliformes; Cichlidae.
AAGCGAAGAAGAAACAGGCGUUACACCGGAAGCACUAGUUGGAGCAGCCAUGAAGAUGACAGAUGAAAACAUUCCUGGAAACUCCGAAAUAACAAUGGAUGAUGUUAAAAACCUCAUCAAGAAGAAAGAUGAAAUUGAAGAGCAGAUAAAGGCGUAUUACGAUGUCCUACAAGACCAGGGGGUCGGAGUUGAAGACUCUUUGGUGGAUGCGGAGGGUUACCCACGAGCAGAUGUUAAUCUGUACCAGAUUAGGACGGCUAGGCACAACAUUUCAUGUUUACAGAACGAUCACAAGACCAUCAUGGCGGAGAUAGAAGAAGCCCUACACAAGUUGCAUGCUCGAGAGAAAGCCAAGCGGGAACAGGAUGAGGCAGAAGCCCAGGAGGAGGCGAUGGAACAUCAGGUUACGCUGCCUCCACCUUUUGCACAGCUUGAUGCUGUGACAGAGGGAUCACCUGCCUGUGGAGCUGGGCUCCGAGUCGGUGAUCAGCUGAUCGAGUUUGGUUCUGUGAACUCAGGGAACUUUCAGAACCUCCAGAAUAUUGCUUCUGUGGUGCAACACAGUGAAGGGAAACCAUUGCACGUGUCGGUGAUCCGGGCUGGCCAGAAAGUUCAGAUGAGCCUGACUCCACAGCGGUGGUCAGGCAGAGGUUUGCUGGGAUGUAACAUCGUUCCAGUUCAGCGAUGAUCACCCUAACACUUAAAGUUUGAAAACUCUCUCUGGCUUUUUCACUACUUUAUGGGAACUUGGAACAAUAUCCCUUAUUCCAGUUUUCAGAACAGGAUGUAUGAAAAUAAAGCACCUCUGUUCAAGAA